GAGGAGGAUAUGAGGAACCGAGAAGGGCUCAGUCCGACCUUGUCUGGCUCACAGUCACACACCCGGACGUGCACACGCGGCUGAAACUGUCGGCGGCUUUCAACUUUGACCACCAUUCAUUUUUUUUUCGCUGUGGUUCACGUCUGGGUGAUGUGCACACAGGUCUACACUUUUCUUCCGCAUAUUUAAUUUCUAUGCAAAAAGAAGGUCGCCCAUGUCGCUCCAAGGAUUCGGGAAAUGAACACCGCUGCUGCUGGCAGUAUUUUGAGCUAUCUUUUGGAUUGCGUUGGGAGUUUUUAAAGCCUAUUUAGGCCAACGUUCUCCUGUGCGUAAGAGUGCACAUCUCACUUUAUUAUACCAUGAUGCGUUUGAUUUAGGAUUUCAACUCUCUUCUUGAAGUGCCAAAUUAACCCGCAAUGGCGAACGAUUGCAAUCGCAAUAUUGUGGAAAAGUACAUUUGCCAUAAACUCUCUAAACGUGGCUUCGCAUGGGGCUUUCACGAAGACGCCGAGGAUGAAGACGUCGCCAAUAACGGGUCAAUAGUUGCAUCUUCUCCGGCUUUAGUGAAUCGUCGGUGCCGCGAAGAGCGUCUGUGUUCGCGUUCCACUUCGACCGACCCACACGCGGCCAUCCACAGAGUCUUGCGCGAAGCUGGGGAUGAACUUGAGAGGCUGUACCAGCCCGACUUCACCGAGAUGUCCAGGCAGCUGUAUCUGACAUCUUCCACGGCGCAGAGAAGGUUCGCCGAGGUUAUAGACGAACUGUUCCGCGAUGGAGUGAACUGGGGGAGGAUUAUUGCGUUUUUUGAGUUUGGUGGAACCGUGUGCGUGGAGUGCGCAUCCAAAGAGGACAUGUCAUCCCAAGUGGACAACAUCGCAGACUGGAUGACGGAGUAUUUGAAUGGACCUCUCAACAGCUGGAUUCAAGACAACGGGGGAUGGGAAGCCUUUGUGGAGCUCUACGACCGCCAGAGGGACUCGGUCUUCUCCUGCUCUUGGCCCUCCAUCAAAACUGUGUUCGGACUGGCAGCUAUCGGAGCGGCCAGCCUGACCAUUGGCGCGUACCUGUCACAGAAGUGAACACACCCCUCUCUCCAAUUACUACACCAUGCUCCUUCUACUACUACAACUACUACUACUUUUUCCUGGUGCCUCUUGUUUUAUCUUUUAACACUUCGCCUGACCCUGAGAGACAACGUACACUCUUUUCAAAGACUCCUUGUUCUUCUCCACGUCAAAACAAAUCAAAAACUGGAGGAGAGAAGAGCAGAGCAGAGACUGACGCAGGACAGAUCACUGGCAUGCAUCUUUAUUUGUUUUAUUUUUCAUUUCCUGAUCUGUAACUAGUCCAAGCAUGGGUUUUAGUGUCUAUGUUGCAUGUGUGGACAGGGCUCGCGAGGGGCAGUCAGUAAAAGGACCAUGAUGGUGGUGGGACAGAGGAAGCCCAGCCCUAUUUCAGUUGGGUGUGGGACCCCGUUUGAACUGCAGAGGUCCUUCAAAGCACUUCCGUCCAUGUGUGCGCAGUGUCCAACGGUUUACACAAGUUAAAAUAAGCUCAAAUCAUCCUUUUUUUGGAAAACAGAUGAAAUGUGGUGUGUUAAGAUUUAUGUUGACUAUUUAAUUUAUGAAUUGUACAUCAAAUGGUUCUUGCGCAGUCUUAAAUGAUUAUUUUAUCUUUGGUCAAUUAAAAUCAAGUAUACACAAAAUAAUACUGGGCAACUCAAGCAAAAGUUAGCCACUAAACUUAAAAACAAGCUAGUCUUUUAUUAUUUGCAAAAAUGAAAGACAUUUCUUACAGUUUAAAGUCGUAGUUAGAUUUUCUUUUGAUUUUAUUCAAGAGAAAGUUACAGUUGACCAUGGGCAAUUAAUCAAAAGAUUGAGAGAUUGUCUGAUCAUCAAAUUAUCAAUGAUAUGGUGUUUUUUUUGUUUUGUUUUUUUCCAAAUAAAGAGGUCUACAGCCAAUCCUCUGUCAGUAAAAGCAUGUGGUCUGGAACAGACGGAAGACUUUGGAGGAAACCGUCUUUUUGUGUUAAAUGUCACAGAUUAAAAGUAUAUUGUUUAUCAUGAAGAAAUCAAUACUAAGAGCAAAUUUAAUUUUGUUUUCAAAAAAUCUAAACUACGCAGAAAUUCUGUAUCAAUCAAAAUGAGAAAAAAAUGUCUCGGUUUUUCCUAUAUCGCUCAGCCAUAGUUGACCAUCAGUACUAAAAUGAAACUAAAAAACAGAAAACAAAACGAAAUAAAUAAAAAUCACAAGAACAUAAAAUACACUAUUAUAUAGUGUUAAAAUUAUAUUAUUUUGUUAAUAAAUAGUAACUAUUAUUAUCUGUGUGAUAUAUUUUCCUUGGUAUUGAGUUAAAGUUUGCAUUGAAGUUUCGUGACAACACUAUUAUCUGCUUUCCAAAACUCUGGAUUUGGGCGCAGUACAUACACCAAGGAGACGAGGUAUAUACGCCUUCAUGAAUUGCCCUGGACUGGAGUGGGUGACUUAAGUGAGUGGAUCUUUUUGCACACAGACUGGAAGAAGUGGAGACAAAAACACAACGUCCCGGAGGUGUAAGCCAGGGGAAAAAAUGUCACACGCUGAUGAAUAUCCUGAGAGAAGUGUCAAGCACAGCACAAAACGCCGAACGGUCGAGGUAGAGAAAAAACUGUUAUCCCACAAAAUAAAGGGAGCUGGGCCCUGCAACUAUCAGCAUUCCUCAGGCAAAGUCAACACACUCUUGCUAAAUUAUUCCCAAAUAAUCACCCAGCACUACUAGCUGUCAAGUUCCCCGCUUUUGGUUCACUACCUCUGUUCCUCUCACAGUUUUUGGGGCAGGUGUAGUCUGGACAUGGUUUUAGCUGCGAUGGCUCCACUCUGAAAAAGACAGUUGUUGACAAGUGGAGGUCCAAUGAGGCUGCAGCAGUUUAGGUUUCUCGUAGCGGCCAUUUUGUCCCAUGUGUGAACCUGACACAUCCGUCCGUCUCGAUCCAUGUUUGUAUUGUGUUUAAAAUGUCUUCAGAUUUUUAUGAUUUCUUUGCAUGAAUGAAAGGUCUUGAAAGAAUAUGCAUAAUCAUAUUUAUAACAGAUUAGGAUAGUCAUAGCAUUACAGAUCUAUUUAUUUAGAGGUACCACUUCACGUUUUAACUGUACCCCAUCUGUCCUACCGAAUCACACUGUAACUACAUUGUUUCUUCAGGCUGCUAUUGUAACAAAAAACGUUAAAUUUGUGUGUCGUAUUCAUUUUUGGCUUUUUAUGGCUGCUCUACUGUUUUAACUCAACAGCUUCAAACUGCCACGAUUUUUACAGUAUAUAGUUCUAGAGAGCUGGAAACCAAAGUUAACUUGUAUUAACCUUUCUUCAAAAAUAUAGAAAAAGUACCUUGAAGUCUAAUUUUUAAACAAAAUGUUGUAUGGGGUUUUUGUGGAUUGACUGUGAUUUAUAUUCCUAUUGCCUGAUUGGUUACUUGCUUUUCCAGUAUAAUUCAGCCUAUCUGGAAUCUGUCAUAGUAAUACAAUUUAUACUUGGACAACAGAAAAAGGCUUAAUCAAAGUAGUGGAGAAGAUUUUAGCAGAACAUGUGUACACUGUAAAUAUAGUCAUAAAAUGCAAAAUGGCAUCAUGGGAUAUUUUUAUGUAAAUUUUCUUUUAAAUGUAUAUUUGUUAUACACACCAUAUUAUUGUUUAUUACAGAUUUAUUUAUAUGUUAUACUUUUUCUUUCUCAUUUAUUAAGCUAUUCUCCCACAUUUCAAAGUGUUAUAGACUGAUGUUAUAAUACUUCUAAGUUAUUUUGUAACAUUUUAAUACAAAUGCCUUUGAAAAUUUGUUUCAACUUUUCAUUGUAAUAUUCCUGGCCUUUACCCAGUUCCUGGUCCACUUCACCACAUUCAAAACAAAGACAAUGCACCCUUUUUUUUUUUUAACACAUUUCUGGUGCUCUUACCUUUUUCUACAAGGGGAUGCUAUGUUCAGCACCCUCUACUGGAGAAACGGACAAUCCACACGCCCCAUACAACUCAACUGCUAUAUAUGGCUUUGUGAUCGCUUCUUAUGCUCUAAAACACUAUAACGCCACAUUUCUCUGUACCACCUCGACCUGCCAACAUAACCCCAUCUGACUUGUUGAUACCAGUCUCUUGCUGUGUGGUUUGAGUGGGACACUGUAACAGCAAUAUACUGUAAUUUUCUAUUCUGUGCAAAUAUGAAUGUAGGCACUAUGGUUGCUGUACUGUUUUAUGUCUAUAAUCUUGCAAAUCUGUAGCACUUAAAAGAGAAAAAAAGUGAAUUGUGUUUUUCUGGUGUUUACUUACUGCUAUAUCCACAAUAAGCUAGCAGGAUAUUAUUCCUAAAAUAAACCAGAUUUCUCAAGCCA
This is a messenger RNA of Boleophthalmus pectinirostris (great blue-spotted mudskipper), 4352 nucleotides long. RefSeq names its product BCL2 apoptosis regulator b (gene bcl2b). Gene Ontology annotation, cellular component: mitochondrial outer membrane. NCBI's taxonomy places the organism in Eukaryota, Metazoa, Chordata, Actinopteri, Gobiiformes, Gobiidae. Gene Ontology annotation, biological process: extrinsic apoptotic signaling pathway in absence of ligand; intrinsic apoptotic signaling pathway in response to DNA damage; negative regulation of intrinsic apoptotic signaling pathway. The transcript has 2 exons. Gene Ontology annotation, molecular function: protein heterodimerization activity; protein homodimerization activity. Bases 417 to 1079 code for a protein of 220 amino acids. The record is from RefSeq and is a predicted model, not a curated record.